This is a messenger RNA of Rubroshorea leprosula, 2481 nucleotides long. The record is from the annotation of a GenBank genome assembly. Lineage: Eukaryota; Viridiplantae; Streptophyta; Magnoliopsida; Malvales; Dipterocarpaceae.
ACUAACUUUCCAAAAAGCCCCUUACCAACCUAAACUCAUCAUGCCUCCUAGAAGACAAAAUCCUCCUCGUCAACGAGCUGUUUGGGACAUAGAAAUGGAAGAACUACGUCAACAAAUUCAAAGGCUUCAAGAAAGACUCGAAGCUUUUGAGGGACAACAAACUCAACACCCGCAAGAUGAACCACAUGAGUCAGAGGAAGAUACUGAUGACGAGAAUCCCUUCCAUCACCUAAGGGAUAAUGAAAGCUCAUCAUCAACAGAAAGAGUUCGUCGUCGACGAUGUCCCCAACAAAAUGCUGCUCCCAAAUCCACUGACCUUGGCAUCAAAAUUGAUAUUCCAAAUUUUGAAGGUCGCCUUCAACAAGAUGAAUUUAUCGACUGGUUGCACACUGUGGAACGUGUGUUUGAACUUAAGGAUAUUCCUGACGACAAGCAAAAGGAGCAAAAUGAUGAAACUGAGUCACCCCAGCUUGAGGAAGAACUCAUCCCAGCUGACCAUGGAGAAUCUUUGGUUGUGCGUCGUAGUCUACAUGCUACCAUAACCAAGGAUGUAGAUUGGCUUCGACAUAACAUCUUUCACACCAGAUGCACUUCUCGAGGGAAAGUCUGCAAUGUCAUCAUUGCCAGUGGAAGUUGUGAGAAUGUUGUGUCAAAUUAUAUGGUUGAGAAGCUAGGUCUGCCUGUCAAAGAUCAUCCCCAUCCAUACAAGGACCAAGACAAAGUAUGGUGUGAUGUUAUUCCUAUGGAUGCUUGUCACUUAUUACUUGGUCACCCUUGGCAAUUUGACCGAAAGGCUAUCCACGACGGCCAUGCCAACACCUACUCGUUUGUGAAAGAUGGUGUGAAGGUUAAGCUCACUCCCCUGAAGCCUGAAGAAACACUUGAAAAGAAGGGUGAGGACAAGGCUUUAAUCUCCAGAUCAACCUUUCAGAAGUUACACCAAGAGUCGGGAAUAGCAUGUCUCCUACUAUUAUUCAAAGUAAAUGAUGCCACUUGCCCUUUUCUAGAAGAAAUCCAAUCUCUCCUUGAAGAAUUUUCUGAUGUUGUUCCUGACGAGAUCCCUCCUAGAUUACCACCAAUGAGAGACAUUCAGCAUGCCAUUGAUUUCAUCCCAGGAUCUGUCAUCCCAAACAAGCCUGCUUAUCGGAUGAACCCUCAAGAGUAUGCGGAACUUCAACGACAGGUCAAAGAACUGAUGGAGAAAAGACUUGUCAAGGAAAGUGUUAGCCCAUGUGCCGUGCCUAUGCUACUCGUCCCAAAGAAAGACGGAACUUGGAAAAUGUGUGUAGAUAGUCAAGCAGUCAACAAAAUCACUAUCAAGUACCGCUUCCCAAUUCCACGCCUUGAUGAUAUGCUUGAUCAACUGCAUGGAGCUACUGUCUUCUCAAAGAUUGAUUUGAGAAAUGGAUAUCACCAGAUUCGAAUGCAUCCCAGUGAUGAAUGGAAGACAGCAUUCAAAACUAGAGAUGGUUUGUACGAGUGGACGGUCAUGCCAUUUGGAUUGUCUAAUGCUCCCAACACUUUCAUGCGCCUUAUGAACCAGGUAUUUCGACCCUUCAUUGGGAAAUUUGUUGUGGUUUACUUUGAUGAUAUCCUGGUAUAUAGCAAGAAUGAACAGGAGCACCUAGACCAUCUCCGGCAAGUUUUUGAAGUCCUUAGAGAACAAAAACUUUAUGCUAAUCUCAAGAAAUGUUCAUUCCUCACUACAAGUGUGACAUUUCCUGGAUACAUCAUCACUGCUCAAGGUAUCAAGAUGGACCCCAGUAAGAUUGAUGCUAUUGUCAGCUGGCCUACACCAACAUCGAUGCAUGAUGUUCGAAGCUUCCAUGGCCUGGCAUCUUUUUACCAGAGAUUCAUCAAGAAUUUUAGUUCUAUUGUUGCCCCUAUUACUGACAGCCUUAAGGGUGACAAAUUUUCAUGGAGUGACAAAGCCCAACAGAGUUUUGAAGAAUUAAAGAGGAAGCUUACUGAAACCUCUGUACUUGCACUUCCCAACUUUGACCUGAUGUUUGAAGUAGAUUGUGAUGCUUCUAAUGUUGGAAUUGGUGCAGUGUUAAGUCAAGAAGGUCGACCCAUUGCCUUCUUCAGUGAAAAGUUGAAUGGCACAAAGCUCAGAUAUUCCACCUAUGACAAAGAAUUCUAUGCAAUUGUUCGAGCCUUGGAGCAUUGGAGUCAUUAUCUUCUUUCCAAAGAAUUCAUCUUGCACUCUGACCAUGAGGCAUUGAAGCACCUGAAUUCUCAACAGAAGAUCAGUUGUCAACAUGCUGCUUAGAGUGAAUUUCUACAAGCUUAUCCUUUUCUCCUCAAAUACAAAUCUGGAGUUCAGAAUCGUGUAGCUGAUGCUCUGAGUCGCCGACAUGCCUUGCUUACUUUCUUACAAAUGAAAGUCACUGGAUUUGAAGUGAUCAAGGAGUUGUAUGAGGAUGAUCCUGAUUUUAGCAACAUUUGGCAAGCCACUUCUAAUCAAGCCUUUUAGCAAUA